Messenger RNA from Serinus canaria (Common canary), 968 nucleotides. RefSeq names its product aph-1 homolog A, gamma-secretase subunit (gene APH1A). NCBI's taxonomy places the organism in Eukaryota, Metazoa, Chordata, Aves, Passeriformes, Fringillidae. Gene Ontology annotation, cellular component: membrane; gamma-secretase complex; endoplasmic reticulum. Gene Ontology annotation, biological process: positive regulation of catalytic activity; Notch signaling pathway; Notch receptor processing. The record is from RefSeq and is a predicted model, not a curated record. Gene Ontology annotation, molecular function: protein-macromolecule adaptor activity.
CAUGGGUGCCGCCGUGCUGCUGGGCUGCGCCGCCAUCGCGCUCGGGCCCGCGGCCGCGCUCGUGCUGCUCACGGUGGCGGCGGAGCCGCUGCUCGUCAUCGUGCUGGUGGCGGGGGCGUUUUUCUGGCUGCUGUCGCUGCUGGCGGCCUCGCUGCUCUGGUCCGUGGCGGUGCAGCUGAGCGGGCGGGAGGACGCGGCGCUGCUGCCGCUCGGAGCCGCCGCCGCCGUGCUGCUGCAGGAGCUCUGCCGGUUCGCCUGCUUCAAAAUACUCAAGAAGGCCGAUGAAGGGCUGGCGACCCUCAGCGAGGACGGGCGGUCCCCGAUCUCCCUGCGGCGGAUGGCUUACGUGUCUGGGCUCUCCUUCGGCAUCAUCAGUGGUGUUUUCUCCAUCACCAACAUCCUGGCAGACUCUGCGGGGCCGGGCACCGUCGGGAUCCAUGGGGACUCCCCGUACUACUUCAUCACCUCUGCCUUCCUCACCAUGGCCCUGGUUCUGCUCCACACCUUUUGGGGCAUCAUCUUCUUCGACGCCUGUGAGCGGCGCCGCGCCGGGGGCCUGGGGCUGGUGGUGGGCAGCCACCUGCUCACCUCGGGGCUGACCUUCCUGAACCCGUGGUACGAGGCCAGCCUGGGCCCCAUCUUCAUCCUCACGCUCUGCACUGGCCUCUGGGCCUUCAGAACCGCUGGUGGCUCCUUCCACAACGUCCUCAAGUGCCUCUCAUGUAAACAGGAGCCUGAGGGCCAGGCCAUGCUCUACUCGGCGCUGCAGGUGCCUCCCGAGGGGUGAGGGAGCCGUGGCCCCACAGCCAGACACUCCUGUGAAAGCCUUCACCCCUCCUGCUCCAGGGGAAUUUGGGUCUGUCCAGUUCCUGGGGACCUUUGGGAUCUGAUUCUGCUGGGAGAGUUCGGGGUCUGACUGGUGCUCCCAGGGGGUUUUGGGGUCUGACCACCACCCUCUUCCCUUUGUU